UUACCGAUCAGAAACCUUAGCGAAACUCAACUAGCCUUAACAAAUAACGAGUGUGGCUGCUCUAUUAAUAAGAAAGAAGAAACCGAAACUUCUGGAACUACGAAAAAAUGUGGCGUUUGGCCGGAUACUGUUGCUCAACAAAAAUGCCCUUGUGGUAAAAAUGAUACAUGGUUUGCUACACCAGUAAUUGAAAUACAUCAGGGUAAAUUAUUUGGAAAAGUAUGUGCAGAUUUAAAUGGAAGAUCGUAUCAUAGUUUUCAAGGUAUUCCAUAUGCAAAACCCCCGCUUGAACAUUUACGUUUUUUGUCUCCAGUACCCCCAGAUUCUUGGGGUGAUGAAAUUUUAGAUUGCAGUAUGGAAAGUGAUGCAUGUUUUGCUGUAAAUAGUGAUAUGAAAACUCCAGGUGGAAAUGAAAAUUGUUUAUUUUUAAAUGUUUAUACACCGUAUUUACCAGAAGAGCAUGCUGAACUACUUCCUGUAAUGGUUUGGAUACAUGGUGGGAAAUUUCAUCAAGGUUCUUCAAGCUGUGAGCUUUUUGGGCCUGAAUUUUUAGUAGCAAAAGAUGUUGUUCUUGUUACAUUAAAUUAUCGAUUAGGUUAUUUUGGUUUUCUGAAGCUAAAUGACCCAGAAGCAGGUGCUCCUGGUAAUGCAGGUCUAAAGGAUCAAGUUCAAGCUUUACGUUGGGUAAAACAUAAUAUUGAAUUUUUUUGUGGUGAUAAGAAUAAUAUUACAAUUUUUGGUUCGAGUGCUGGAGGUGCUUCUGUCCAUUUAAUGACUUUAUCACCUCUUACAAAAGGCCUAUUUCAUAAAGCUAUCAUACAAAGUGGUGUUGGUUUAUGUCCUUGGGCAUUUCAAAUACGUAAAGAUUAUGAAUUGGCUCGUGCUUUUGGCUGUAAAUCCAAUGAUGAUAAACAAAUCUUAAAAUUUUUACAACAAAUCAAGCCGCAGCGAUUUAUCCAGCAAGAACAAUCUAUAUUUCCAGUUUCGCAACGAAUGGUAGCAGAAAUAUGCACAGCCACACCGACUGUAGAACAACCGCCAUUACUUGGAUCGUUUAUUUCUAAAAAACCUGAAUGUCAAAUGGCUACCGGAAAUUUUCAUCAUGUUCCAAUUAUGAUUGGUGUGAAUAGAAACGAGGGAUUAUCGUUUUUAAAUGCGAAAUUUUUUCAAAAAAUUUCACCACAAUUUAUCGAUAAUACUCUUUUAAUCCCGAGGGAUUUGAGAAAUAUGUUGCGGACAGAUCAACAAGUAAAGGAAUUUGGUGAUAAAAUCAAGGAAUUUUAUUACAACGGUGAUUGUCCAUCGCUUUCCAAUUUAGACAAAUAUUGUGACUAUUUUACAGACGUUGCAUUUGCCCAAAAAGUUCAAUUAACCGCAAAAUAUUACGCUAAGCAUAAGAUUCCAGUUUACAAUUAUUGUAUAUCACUUGAUACAUCAAUCAAUGGCGAACGAUUACGUCACGGUACCGAAUAUAAAGGUACAAAUCACUAUGACGAAAUCACAUAUUUAUUUAAAACACCUGAAACACCUUGUAUUAUACCACAUACACCCGAAGCGAUUGGUAUACAUAUAAUGACAACAUAUUGGACAAAUUUUGCUAAAUAUUCCAAUCCGAAUCCACCAACUCCAGACGAUUACGACGCCUACAUAAAUAUAGAAUGGAAACCAUAUACAUUGCAAGAACCAUUUUAUAUGGAUAUUGAUAAAAAAUUAUCUCUUAAACAGAAUUUGUUUAAAGAUCGUAUGGAAUUUUGGGAUCAGCUUUAUGUGGAAGCUUCUAUUGCGCACUCGAGUUUACGUUAA
This is a messenger RNA of Chrysoperla carnea, 1803 nucleotides long. Its product is annotated as bile salt-activated lipase-like. The record is from RefSeq and is a predicted model, not a curated record. The transcript is spliced from 6 exons. NCBI's taxonomy places the organism in Eukaryota, Metazoa, Arthropoda, Insecta, Neuroptera, Chrysopidae. Bases 355 to 1803 code for a protein of 482 amino acids.